This is a messenger RNA of Vanrija pseudolonga, 1998 nucleotides long. RefSeq lists its product as uncharacterized. The coding region runs from base 188 to 1879 and encodes 563 amino acids. The record is from RefSeq and is a predicted model, not a curated record. NCBI's taxonomy places the organism in Eukaryota, Fungi, Basidiomycota, Tremellomycetes, Trichosporonales, Trichosporonaceae. The transcript is spliced from 7 exons.
CACUCACUCACCCACCACCCACACUCGUUUUACUUGACAACGGGGCAUCACACAAACCGACUAGUGUGCAUAGCCACAGUACUGGGCCGCCGGCUUCCCAGACAUCACAUUACAUUACAGGACCACAACAGCUUCCUUCUCCCAUACCACCUCGUCCCCCCAUCAAAAGACGCCCGGCCAUCGCGCCAUGGUCAACAUCUCCCACCUCAACAUGUUCAACCUCAACAGCCUGGUAUCGCGGCGCCCGCUCGUCCUCUUCAUCGCGCUGGGCGCCAUGCUGUUCCUCUUCAGCGUGCACACGACGGGCAUAGCAAAGCUCAAAGUCGGCACGUCGGGCACCUCGGACCAGUGGACGACCACCUCGCCCACCGUCUCGCACGGCACCCCGCUCGAGGAGCUGAAAAAGGCCUGCGCAGCACCCGACCCGUUCGAGGAAAAGUUUGGCCGCGCAAACCUCCGCAUGACCCGAGCCUAUGAGGGCUCAUUGUUCAGAACACAGACGUUUGUCAACAAGAUCCUCCGUGGCGAAAAGGUCACAGUGACUACCAUCGGCGGCAGUGUUACCAAGGGGCACGGUGUUGACGACGGCGAAAAGUGGAUCAAGCGUCUGGAAGAGUGGCUUCGAGACUUCUAUCCCGGUGUCGACCUCGACGUCCACAACGGCGCACAGCCCGCCACGGGCUCCGACUACUUCUCGUUCUGCUUCCCCCUGCACAUUCCAGAGGAGACCGACCUGGUCAUCAUCGAGCUGGCUAUCAACGACGAGGGUAUCCCCGAGCACGUCACGGAUAUGGAGAACCUCCUCCGUGGCGUGCUCGACAUGCCCAAGAGGCCCGCCGUCAUGCUCGUCGAGAUCCUCGCUUUCAGCAACGGCGGCAUGGGUGGUGGCGGUGGCCGAAUGCAUCUGCCAGUUGCCCAGUUCUUCGACGUGCCGGUCAUCAACCACCGCCAUCCCUUGGCAAACCACUUUGACCGAUUCCCGCAUAUCAUGCCGCUCUACUUUACCACCGACUUCUGGGGUAACACCGACAUGCGCCACAUCAAUGCACGAGGCCACCACGAUGUCGCCCUCAUCAUUGGCAGUCUGCUCCGCGACACGUCGUGCGAGCUCGCGCGCGACCCCAACUAUGUGGUCCAAGCGUCGUCAGACAAGCAUGAGCUGGUCGAGAACCUCCCUCACAAGCUGUUCCACCAGCAGCUCGAAGCCGCCUACGGCGACGACAUGGCAACGCAGGAGCAGGCCCUCAAGAUUAUGGAGCAGGGCUGGGCCGGGGAACAGAGAUCGUUCAUCGCGACACCCCGCAGGCCUAAGAAGGAGAAUGAGGACGACGAGGACCCGCCCGAGCCCGAGCCCGUCUUCUUCCCAGGCAUGUGGAACCGCCCGCCUGAGUACGGUGUCGCUCCGCGCCAGUACGUCCUCGACGGGUGGAACGACAAUGUCGAGACUCGUGUGCCUCCCUGGCACCCUCACUGCUACAGCACGCGCGCAGUGGAGCCCAAGUUCAACCUCACCAUGACCGAUGCCAAGGGCUUUGAGUGGUGGGUCCACAACGACUUCAAGGACAAGCCGUAUAUCCGUGGCACCAAGCCUGGCGACUCGGUCACGUUUGAGAUUGAGACGAUUGUCGGCACCAUCAAGAUGUACGUCCUCAUGUCCAAGACGUUUGGCUUUGGCAUUCUCCAAUGCCAGGUGUCGGGCAAGGACGACAAGGUCGAGAUCGACACGUACUGGGACAAGGACCCGAACAUUGGGCGGUUUGCGACGAUUGCCGAGAACCUUGGGCCUGGCAAGCACACUGUCAAGUGUGAGAUUAUGAGCGAGACGAGCGAUCCCGAGGGACGGUCCGAGGUCCGCAUUAUUUCUCUCAUGAGUGUUUGAGAGCGCCGUCACUUGCGGCUAGAUGGGCGUUGCUAUGCGUUAGAAGGCGCGGUUGUUUGUACAUAUUUCUGGUCAUUAGAGCAUUGUCGGAGCAUAGCAUGUACAGGGAUGAUCCAUGG